AGUAGGAACAUAUUAUAUCGUGUACAGGUGUUCAUCGACUGAAUUACUGAACACAACUAUACACUAUACAGUUUAUUUACGUCAGACGUGUUAGACCUUAGACAUAGGUGUAUGAACUUCAUUUUUAUAGAUUUAAUUUUUAAUAUUCUUCAAUUACAAUUUAAUCAAUUUAAUUUUUUUCUAUAAAACCAUCAUGAGAUCAAUAAUAUUUAGAAGUCAAUUAAAGGCAGGUUUAUUUGUCAAUGGAUUUAACAAUUUUACCAGUUGUAGUAAUAACUAUAAAUUGAGAAGAAAUCAUACAAAUGCUCCGAGUCCGUUAUCUAUUUUGAGCGAAGAUGAACAGUUUUUUAAGGAAACGGUUAGGAAAUUUUCUCAAGAUCAAAUUGCACCAUUAAUAAAGAAAAUGGAUAAAGAACAUAAAAUUGACGAUGAACUUGUGAAAAAAUUAUUUGAAAAUGGUUUUAUGGGUAUUGAAGUAGAUAUAGAGUAUGGUGGAUCCGGAUCGUCAUUUAUGUCUAGCACUUUAACAGUGGAAGAAAUAGCCAAAGUUGAUCCCUCGGUUUCGGUAUUAGUUGAUUUACAGAAUACUUUAGGAAAUAAUGUUAUGUCAAAAAUUGGUAAUAAAGAACAAAAAGAAAAGUAUUUACCUCGGUUAGCACAAGACACCGUUAGCAGUUUUUGUUUAUCAGAGCCUUCGUCGGGAUCAGAUGCGUUUGCUUUGAAAACCACAGCAAAAAAAGAUGGAGACCACUACUAUAUAAAUGGAACAAAGAUGUGGAUCUCAAAUUCUGAUAUAGCAGGAAUUUUUUAUGUUUUUGCCAACACUGAUCCUUCGAAGGGCCAUAAAGGUGUUACAUGCUUUAUUGUAGAACGAGAACAAGAAGGAUUUUCAGUUGCUAAAAAAGAAGAUAAGCUAGGCAUGAGAGCUUCUGGCACAUGCGUUCUUCAUUUCGAUAAUGUCAAAGUACAUAAAGAUAAUAUUGUUGGCAAAAUUGGUGAAGGUUAUAAAAUAGCAAUAACUUUCCUGAAUGAAGGAAGGAUAGGAAUUGGAGCACAAAUGGUGGGUAUAGCACAAGGGUGUUUGGACCACACAAUACCAUAUACAUUGGAAAGAAAACAAUUUGGCUCUAGUAUUUUUGAUUUCCAAUCUAUGCAACAUCAAAUUGCUCGAGCAGUGACUGAAGUUGAAACAGCUAGGCUAAUAGUGUACAAUACUGCAAGAUUAGUAGACGCUGGUUUACCAUUUAUUAAAGAAGCAGCAAUGGCUAAAUAUUACGCUUCAGAAGUUGCCGGUAAAGUUACAUCUGUAUGCAUUGACUGGAUGGGCGGAGUCGGUUUUACUACAGAUUAUCCCCAGGAAAAAUUUUAUAGAGAUUGUAAAGUUGGGCCAAUAUAUGAAGGAACAACAAAUAUGCAGCUAAGCACUAUUGCCAAGUUCAUUAAAAAAGAAUAUGAACAAUAAUUUUUUACAUACUUUAUGAAUUAUUUUUUAAGCAAUUAAUGUAAAAUAAAAUGUUGUAACUGAAAUAUAUCAAGUAAUAAUAUGUUCAAUUUAAUAUUUAAGAGGGUUGAGUUAUAAAGUAUAGAAUGUAACUGUUCACAAAAAGAUAAAUACAGAAAAAUUUAAAUAAAUAUAUUAAACAUUGUGAAUUAUAGAUUAGUUGUACCACUUUAAUUAUAAGAUAAAAGUUUGGCAUUA
This is a messenger RNA of Acyrthosiphon pisum (pea aphid), 1699 nucleotides long. Its product is annotated as short/branched chain specific acyl-CoA dehydrogenase, mitochondrial. Gene Ontology annotation, cellular component: mitochondrion. Bases 194 to 1462 code for a protein of 422 amino acids. The record is from RefSeq and is a predicted model, not a curated record. The transcript is spliced from 9 exons. Gene Ontology annotation, molecular function: acyl-CoA dehydrogenase activity; flavin adenine dinucleotide binding. Lineage: Eukaryota; Metazoa; Arthropoda; Insecta; Hemiptera; Aphididae.